Molecule: messenger RNA, 1878 nt
Organism: Lachancea fermentati
Lineage: Eukaryota; Fungi; Ascomycota; Saccharomycetes; Saccharomycetales; Saccharomycetaceae
Source: the annotation of a GenBank genome assembly
AUGAAGACGAGAAGGGACGAAGAGAAAGUCAUCGCAAGCUCUUUUAUUUAUCCGAAAGACGCUCUCUCCACUAGUACUCCCAAAAGGAAAAACAAAGGCAUCGCGAUCAGCGGCAAUGCGUGCGAUAUUGUGGACAGGUAUAUUCCACAGCAGACUUCUCACCGAGCAUAUAAUGCGGCUCACCGACUGAGAACAAUCGAUUUUGAGGCAUCUGAACUUAGUGAAAGCACACGUUCGCCAUCUUACCUAACGUCCUCUGAGUUUUUCUCGAAUUUAAGGUUCACUAGGAAUUACAGCUCGAUAACCACCGAUUCAAAUGCAGACGCCCCCAAAAAAGAUGAGAAAUCCCCACUGAAACAGAAACUACACAGAAGAUACAUCGCAGAUGCGUUGGGCUUCCAUGUUGCUGAGCGGGUUUACCAUUUUUCUGCUUCUGAUCCGAACGUUUCCAACUCCGAAUCGAAUACUUUGAACAGUACGAGUACCAGCCACACCAAUGUUGACCCCAUGCUCUCGAUUCUUCCUCCAAAAAAGCUUAUCCGUUAUCUCACGAUGCAAGCGUUUUCGAAUAGUUUACGGAGCAGAAGCCUAGUGCCCAUGAACCAGAGACCUACUAAACGAACUAAAUCUCAUGUACCUUAUCGUGUUUUAGAUGCUCCUUCGUUGAGAAAUGAUUUCUACUCCAACUUGGUGUCCUGGUCACGCAUAAGUGGGAACAUUGUGGUUGGUCUCGGAUGUGCAGUCUAUAUUUGGUCUGAUACUAGAGGUGCCAUCAAUGUCUUACAUUACUCAUACCUACAGCCUAACAAUGAUAUAGUCACUUGCGUAUCGUUUUCCCCAUAUAAUGAUCUUUUAUUAGUUGGAACGAAGCAAGGUCGUCUACUGCUUUUCACUCAAGGAGAUGACCCAGACGAAGCCUUUGCUGGCGGCUUCAAACCAUUGUGCAUAUCUAACGAUGCUACUUUAAAGGGUGUAUGCUGCAUCGAGUGGUUCAAAAGUCAUGAUAAAAAUGUGGUAUUGGUCGGUGAGGAAAGUGGCGAUGUUCAUGUGAUACAACUAGAAUGCGUGCACGAAGAAUUAUGCGAAAUUCGAUGUAAUGAUAAUCUAGCAGAUAUUGGUAUGACUAGCCCAGUAGAGAGCAAUGAUAAUAGAUACAGAGAUGGGGAGGAAGCAUCAACUAGAAUGAACCAACUGCCAAAAAUUAAACGCUGUACGACAGCUAAUCGCAGGUGGAUAUUCGUGAUUCUAUCGAAGUUCAAAGCUCAAAACCAGCAAGUUUGCGGUUUGUCAUACAACGAUGCUACCAAUCAAUUAGCUGUUGGAGGAAAUGAUAAUGCAUGUACCAUUUGGGACACCACAAACUUAAGUGGCCCUCGUCUGCAAUUUGUACUACCACAUAAAGCAGCUGUUAAGGCAGUUGCGUUCUGUCCGUGGUCCAAGUCUUUACUGGCAACGGGUGGUGGAAGUAAGGAUCGUACUAUUCGAUUCUGGCAUACACAAUCGGGGACUUUGUUACAGCAUGUUAAAGCCCCAGGGCAAAUUACGUCCUUGAUUUGGUCAGUAAAACAAAAGCAAAUUGUUGCUACAUUUGGUUUCGGUGAUCUGGAAAGACCCACGUUGGUUACCGUUUAUUCGUACCCGUUACUCCAGCCGCUAACUGAAGUGCAUUCUAGCACUGCCCUUCGAGUUUUAAGUGCUGUGCCAUCUCCAGAUUUUAGCUCAAUAUGCAUUGCCACCAAUGAUGAAACUGUUAGAUUUUAUGAGCUAUGGAGUUCACAGCAGUCUACUAUUAUGGAAGCUCAACAGCAAGGGAUCUACGGGAGUGAAUUGAUAGAGUUCAGUGAAGGGAUUAAUAAAAACGACAAAAUAAUAAGGUAA